Messenger RNA from Sitodiplosis mosellana (orange wheat blossom midge), 1700 nucleotides. RefSeq lists its product as uncharacterized. NCBI's taxonomy places the organism in Eukaryota, Metazoa, Arthropoda, Insecta, Diptera, Cecidomyiidae. The record is from RefSeq and is a predicted model, not a curated record. The coding region runs from base 156 to 1523 and encodes 455 amino acids. The transcript is spliced from 2 exons.
ACUUGUGUUUGACAGCUCUGAUAAAAAUUGACUCUUCAACUGGAUUCAGCACAACAAAUAAUUUCAUAGAAAAAAUAUUCACGGUUUCUGCAAAAACUAAACGACGAAUUAGAAAGUGAAUUUUUGUCGAAAGUAUUUCGAGAAGGGGUCAAAAAAUGACUGACUCAGGAGCUACAUCGAACGGCGAGCAUCAACAAGUUGAUUGUGUGGACCAAGCAUUAAAACGUCACCGAAUUGAUGAUACACUAACGAAUGAAAUGCGACUCACAGAUCUCAUCGACGAUUGUCUUGAGCCGAUUUUCCUGAAGCUGAGCAUCGAGGAUCUCGUGGCCAUUGCUCACACCAACAAACAGUUGAAGCCGGCUGCAGCAUCAGCAUUCGCACGCAAAUUCGGCACCAAGAAAAUUGUUCUGUCUAAUUUGAAAGACGAUCUACCGAUUGAUUCAAGAAUGGAUUCCGUCCAGGUCGUGGAUUUGAACGUUUCGUUGCGGUUACUACGCUCGUUCGGCCACAAGAUCUCCAAGCUUCACAUUGGUCAUAAAAAGUCGAUGGGUUCGAUUGUAUUCAGCAAUCGAUUACUGAUUCAAUAUGCCAACGAAUAUUCUAAGUCGUUGGUCGAAAUUACAUUCGGCCCUCUUGCAAGUUCUGAACUCAGCUUAGCUGCGCAUGAAUCAUUUCCAAUGGUUGAAACGGUUCGAGUCUGGCGAUGCAAUUUGCGUCGAUUCGGUCAAUCCGAAUUUGAUGGAUGUUUCCCUGAAAUUCGUCGUUUGGAAUUUGUUGGAAAUGUACCCAGCAACGAAUGCAUCGUCGACUGUUUGCCAAAUCUGGAACACUUGGCCAUCAAUACAUCAUCAUUUAUGCACAUAAAAGGAACAUUACCGAUUUCGCUUGCACUCAAUCCACAAUUGUUGUCGCUAACGUUGAAAACGAACGAUGCUUUAUUCAUUCUGCGCAAAGGACACCCGUAUCUGGGGCUACUUGAAUCUCUCAGUGUCACUUACGAUUCAAAAGAUCUUUUGAAUGAGCAUUUUGGGUUUGAAGACAACGAGGUGAUUCAAUUCGAAAGCUUGCGUAAAUUGGAAGUGAAUUUCGCCGAUUUUUGUUGCGAUUCAAUCCCACACAUUCCGUUUUCAUCGCAUCGUUUGACAGAGCUCAAGGUGUCCAUAGGUGAUUGUGACCAUAAAACAUGCAAUCGCUUAGUUCGGUAUCUCCAGAAGCAUCAAACCGUCACAAAGUUUACUUUGAUCAAUAGAAGCGAUCCGUUUUGGGAACCAUCAAACAUAAGUGAAGAAAGCAAAAUGAAAAUUUCCCAGGCGAUGUCAUCGCUGCAGGAGGCUGACUUUUGGAACAUUGAAUUUUCUACCGGAGAGGUGAAACAGUUCAUUGGAAACUGCAAAAUGUUGCAUCGAUUCGGUUUCAAACUGAUCAAUGGCGGAGACUUCAACGACUUGAAGAAGCAUUUGGGCAGUGAAUGGGAAGCAUCGAUUGACCCGAAUGGCAACGUCAAAAUUGUGCGAAAAUAGAAAAAGUAAUCAUCUGAAUUCAAGCAGCUCAGAACAAUGAUAAGGAACUUUAAUUUACAACGACAUUGUUGAACCAUUUAAUUUUUCAUUUAAUUUUAUAUCGCCGAAAGAUUUUAUUUGUUUUUAUACGUAUUUUUGCAUCACAAUAAUGUUGAAUAGUUCGAAUGAUCCCAAAAC